UUCAUCAAACCGGAAGCAAAAUGAAAAGUAUCCAAAUCGGUCGACGAACAAGACUGUUCUCAGUCCACCGCUGUAACCUCCUCAAAACCCAACACUAGGGCUAUAUAUAUAUAUAUCGAUAACUUUUGAAACGUAAAACAGACUCUCCAUAUCGGAGCAAUUUCACCACCAUGUCUCACAGGCGACGAGACGAGUACGAUGACGAUGACGAUGACGAACUUGAGCCAGAGGAAGAUGAAGACGAAGACGAGCCACUUUAUGAUGAGGGUGAUGAUGGAGGAGCCGGUAGGGCUAGUAACAAGCGGCGGAGAUCACAGUUCAUCGACGACGUUGCGGAGGAGGACGACGAUGAGGAGGAGGACGACGACGAAGAUGACGACGAUGAGGACUAUUUAGAUGGCGGUGGCCGUGGUGGUCGUGCCGGUGGUGGUCGCCGCGCGAAGAGGCGGUCCGGUGCUGAAUUCAUUGACGACAUUGCAGGGGUGGCUAGCGGCGAUGAAGAGGAGGACGAAGAUGGCGAAGACGGCUUCAUAGUAGACAGUGGAGCUGAGCUACCGGAUGAAGAUGAUGGUAGAAGGAUGCAUCGUCGUCCAUUGCUGCCACGGGAGGAUGACCAAGAAGAUGUUGAAGCUCUUGAGAGACGUAUUCAGGCAAGAUAUGCCAGAUCAAGUCAUGAAGAAUAUGAUGAGGAGACUACAGAUGUAGAACAGCAAGCUCUUUUGCCCUCUGUCAGGGAUCCAAAGUUGUGGAUGGUGAAAUGCGCGAUUGGUCGUGAGAGAGAGGCAGCUGUUUGCCUAAUGCAGAAGUCACUUGAUAAAAGAUCUGGGUUGCAAAUCAGGUCAGCCAUAGCUCUUGAUCAUCUCAAAAACUAUAUAUAUGUUGAGGCAGACAAAGAAGCCCAUGUGAAGGAGGCUUGCAGCGGUCUGCGCAUAAUAUAUACAAAUACUAAAAUAACACUUGUUCCGAUCAAAGAAAUGACUGAUGUCCUUUCUGUAGAAAGCAAAGCAAUUGAUCUUUCCAGGGAUACCUGGGUCAGAAUGAAGAUUGGAAUGUACAAAGGGGACCUUGCAAAAGUUGUGGAUGUGGAUAAUGUGCGGCAGAGAGUUACAGUGAAACUUAUCCCACGCUUAGACUUACAGGCCCUCGCAAAUAAAUCGGAAGGUAGGGAAGUUCCUAAGAAGAAGGCAUUUAUUCCUCCUCAGCGUUUUUUGAAUGUUGACGAAGCUAGAGAAAUGCAUAUACGUGUGGAACGUAGACGAGACCCUAUGACUGGUGAUUACUUUGAGAAAAUAGAUGCAAUGAUGUUCAAGGAUGGUUUCUUAUAUAAAAAUGCAUCCAUGAAAUCAAUCAGCACACAGAAUAUACAACCAACUUUUGAUGAACUAGAGAAAUUUCGGCAACCUGAUGAGAAUGGGGAUGGAGAUAUGGCUAGUUUGUCAACUUUGUUUGCAAACAGAAAGAAAGGCCAUUUUAUGAAGGGUGACCAAGUUAUUGUUGUCAAGGGAGAUCUCAAAAAUUUGAAAGGAUGGGUUGAAAAAGUUGAGGAAGACAAUGUCCAUAUCAGGCCAAAUGCAGAGGGCCUUCCGAAAACUCUUGCUGUAAAUGAAAAAGAGCUUUGCAAGUACUUUGAACCGGGGAAUCAUGUGAAGGUUGUUUUAGGUGCAUCAGAAGGUGCAACUGGUAUGGUUAUAAAGGUCGAGGGGCAUGUAGUAAUCAUAUUGUCUGAUACGACCAAUGAACAUAUACGUGUAUUUGCUGACAAUGUUGCGGAGAGCUCUGAGGUAACUUCUGGUAUUACCAGAAUCGGGGAUUAUGAGCUUCAUGAUCUUGUAAUGCUGGACAAUAUGAGUUUUGGGGUAAUCAUACGUCUACAAAGUGAAGCUCUCCAGGUUCUUAAGGGAGUCCCAGACAGAGCAGAGGUUGCACUUGUCAGAUUAAGAGACAUUAAAUGUAAGCUUGAGAGGAAAACUUAUGCCCAAGAUCUGUCCAAGAACACAAUAUCAGUGAAAGAUGUCGUUAGGAUUCUUGAAGGUCCAUGCAAAGGAAAACAAGGUUCUGUUGAACAUAUUUUCAGAGGAGUUCUAUUUAUUUACGAUCGUCAUCACGUUGAGCAUGCGGGUUUCCUUUGUGCUAAAUCCCAGGCUUGCAAGGUGGUUGGUGGAUCACGUGCCAAUAACAAUAGAAAUGCUGAUUCACAGGUUUCAAGUUUUGCACAGCUUAGAACUCCAACUCUUGUUCUUCAAUCUCCAGGGAGAUUGCCUAGAGGCCCUCCAAUGGGCUCUGGAGGAAGGCAUAGAGGUGGUAGGGGACAUGAUUCUUUGGUUGGUAGUACUGUAAAAGUUCGUCAGGGUCCUUUCAAGGGAUAUCGUGGGCGUGUUGUAGAUGUUAAAGGUUUUUCAGUCAGGGUAGAGUUGGAGUCCCAGAUGAAAGUUGUUACAGUUGAUCGCCAUCAUAUUUCUGAUAACAUGACAGUUUCAACUCCAUAUCGUGAAAUACCUCGAUAUGGUUUGGGAAGUCAGACUCCCAUGCAUCCAUCACGAACUCCAUUACAUCCAUAUAUGACUCCUAUGAGAGAUCCCGGAGCAACACCUAUUCAUGAUGGCAUGAGGACACCUAUGCGUGACAAAGCAUGGAAUCCAUAUACACCAAUGAGUCCACCAAGGGAUAAUUGGGAAGAUGCAAACCCUGCUUCCUGGGGGGCAAGUCCGCAGUAUCAGCCUGGAACUCCUCGUUCAAGGAUAUAUGAAGCACCUACUCCUGGUUCUGGUUGGGCUAACACUCCGAGCGAGGCUGGAACACCUAGAGAUAGCAGUCAUUCCUAUGCAAAUGCUCCAAGCCCUUACUUGCCGUCUACUCCUGGUGAACAGCCAAUGACACCAAGUUCAGCUUCAUAUCUUCCGGGCACUCCUGGAGGACAACCAAUGACACCAGGAAGUGGUGGUUUGGAUAUUAUGUCUCCUGUUGUAGGUGGGGACAAUGAAGGUCUUUGGGUACUGCCAGACAUAUUGGUCAAUUUACGCAGGUUUGGGGAAGACAUUGCCACUGGAGUUGUUCGAGAGGUUCUCCCGGAUGGUUCGUGUAGGAUAGCCCUUGGAUCAAGUGGCAAUGGUGAAAUUGUAACCGCCCUGCCUAGCGAAAUUGAUGUAGUGGUACCAAGGAAGUCGGACAAAGUUAAGAUCAUGGGUGGCGCACAGCGAGGGUCUACUGGAAAGCUGAUCGGUGUUGAUGGGAGUGAUGGUAUUGUUAAAGUAGAUGACACUCUUGAUGUUAAGAUAUUAGACAUGAACAUUUUGGCCAAACUGGCGCAGCACAACUAGGUGUACAUAAAAGUUAGGGCACAUAUUUUCAGUUGCAAAUUACAGUUCCUUAGUUUCCUUGAUUACAAGUUUUUGAAUGAUUAUACUC
Molecule: messenger RNA, 3405 nt
Organism: Camellia sinensis
Lineage: Eukaryota; Viridiplantae; Streptophyta; Magnoliopsida; Ericales; Theaceae
Product: putative transcription elongation factor SPT5 homolog 1
Biological process (GO): translation; regulation of DNA-templated transcription elongation; transcription elongation-coupled chromatin remodeling
Cellular component (GO): DSIF complex; ribosome
Molecular function (GO): structural constituent of ribosome; mRNA binding
Source: RefSeq, a predicted model, not a curated record